AUGAUAUACGCUCGGGUGCAAGUUGCAUCGCUGCUAGACGGUAGUGGGAAGCCACAUUCUGGCUACCAUCCCACCACUGAAUCCGAGAGGUCCAUCUUGAUCAAGGGCCGGCUGAGUGUAUUGGACGAUUCGGUCAAAAUUCAAGCAUUUGACACCGUGCGGUUGAGUUUCAGAGGAGUCAUUGCCUCAUGCAUUGGAAAGAAGAGCAUGUUGGAGGAUGUCAUCACGUUGACCGACAUCAAGACCAUUAAUGAUUUCCGCACCAACAGCAACCAUGAUCAGACUGAUGCGCCCAAAGCACGCCAUCUCGAAUUCUUCUUUCAUGUGCCGACGACAAUAACCAGCGCAAGUGGUCAACGUCGUGUAAUUCCUUUGACGACCACUGUCUCUGGGAACACGAAUGUGACAAAUCAUACAGCGUUGAAUGAUCGCCAGUUAAUCAAAGGCAAUGUUGAGGUUUCGUAUUGGAUCGAAGCCCAGUUUCGUCAGGCAGGCCGAGAAGUGGGCCAUCUUCACGAGACAGUCCAGCUGAGAUACCAGCACCGACGGCUCUGCGCAAGUCUAACGAACGGAUCCCCCUUGACAAUGCGAGCAAAACACGGUCUUUUCAGCAGAUACAAAUUGCAAAAAGCCCCUGCACUCAACGUGUCGAUCGAUGAGGCAGACAUAGUCCUGGAGCGUGGGCCAGACGCUGGGCAAUGUCGAAUCACGAUUCCGUUGGCGGUGACAAUGGAGGGAGACUUGGCUCCAUCACUCGAUGCACGACAAUCGUUGAAAUGUGGCGUCGAAGCCAAAUGGGAGAUCCACAAUCGAUUCUCAACGGCGACAAGACGGCCACUGGGUGGAGUGCGACCGACGGCAGGCGAGAUUAUAUAUAAGACAACGACAGCCUCGACGCAUAAGGCUGACAUUCUGUUUCGACCACUUCCACGUUACGAAUCACGAUCCCCCUCCGCCAACACCAAUACCAACUCAUACGCGGCCGCUGCGCAGCUCGACAUAGACGUCCCAGACUCCAUCACCCAGCCUUCAACCCGAUGGGAACACUAUUCAAGGACAUACUCACUCGAUCUAUCCCUUUCUUUCAAUGGCAUCCAAGGCGCCCCCAGAUACACCGUGCGGAGCUCAGUGCCCAUUACAAUUUCAGCAUUGACAAGGACAUGUGACAUAAACAAGGAUGGAGUGGUGGUGAAUAUGAUCGAGACUGUCUCAGACGAGUCAAUUCAAGAAGAACUAGACGCUUUAAUGCUAGAUGGAGCAACCACGACACCAGGUGUGGAAAGACGAAUGGUAACCCCAACCCGUACACCGCCACCGACCUAUUUUCGCUGAAGACCCAAUGAAGCUUACGCCAACCGACACGAUUAAAUCAUUCCCAACACGUCAAGAAGAAACAAACACCUCGAAAGAAGCACUCUUACCGGCAUCUCUGUUCCC
Molecule: messenger RNA, 1437 nt
Organism: Exophiala mesophila
Lineage: Eukaryota; Fungi; Ascomycota; Eurotiomycetes; Chaetothyriales; Herpotrichiellaceae
Exons: 2
Coding region: 1-1332 (443 amino acids)
Source: RefSeq, a predicted model, not a curated record